CAGUUAUUUCUGAAUGUGAACCAGAGUGAUUACAUACCAUACGUGGCUGAUGAUCCAGGUGUCGUUCUGUCGAUACAUGAAAAUGGGUACAGACCAUAUUUACAAAGCAAUGGGUUCUCAGUAUCACCUGGCUUUAAAACAGAUAUAUCAUUGUUUCAGAAGAGAAUGUUGAGGAAAAGGGAAGUAUUUGGUAAUACAGAUUUAUGUGAUGACAGUGGUGAAUUUACCAACAUCCAGGCCUGCUUCGAACUAUGUAUAGAAAAGAUUGUGGAAAAGAACUGUAACUGUUCACCUACUUUGUCAGAUGUUAGCUUAGGACUGUGGAUUUGUGAUGACCCUGAAGAGCUUCUGUGUAUGGCACUAGCUGAAAAGGGUAGCGACAACUGCAGUUGCAAAGAGCCUUGCAACGAAAUAAAAUAUGAGACAUUCCGUUCAAUGACAACAUGGCCAGGAAGAAGUUAUGUAGGAGUACUUGAUGCAAUCCUGAAACAAAGAGGUGUGGCAUACCAGGACUUAAGGGAAAGUUUAUUGUUUAUCAACAUAUACUUUUCCUCCCUUCAGGAGGAAGUUACUGAAGAGGAACUUGCAUACACGAUUGAAAACUUUUGGUCUGAUAUUGGAGGAUCCCUUGGACUAUGGGUUGGCAUGUCAGUAAUAAGCCUGGGUGAAAUUCUAGAGCUUGGAAUUCUUAUUCUACGAUUCAUUAGAAAGCGAAGUGUCCGGUUGCUUACUACAGAGCAAAAUAGAGAUGAAGCUGAAGUCAAACUGAAUGAUGGUUUAAAUCAGAUAAUCAAAGGAUUUAAUGGCAUAAAUGAAGAGAAACAAGAAGGGAGGAUUGAAUUUAACGAUGGUUUAAAUAAAAUCAUCAAAAGCAUCAACAUGCUAUCUGCCGAGCAACAAAAACGAGACAAUGAUGAGAAUGCUAAUUACAGUGAAAUCUCGAUCGUUGAAAAUGUUUUACCAAAACAGUAUAAUGUAUUUCCGGAUCAUGUGUUGUAAUGGAAGUAUGCAUACUUUAAACGUAUAAUUAUAUUAAUUAUAUAAACAUGCAUUUAACACUGAUAAGUAACCAUAAACAAUAUACUAAUAUUUAAGAUAUUGUAUUUAAAAUAUACAUGUAGUUUAUUUUAUUGUUAUGACAUGAGUCAACAUGAAGAUUGGUUUGAUGUCUAGAUUUUUUUCUGCGAUGUGAAAAGUGUGAAUCCUUAUCUAUAACAGUGUAUAUUAUGAUUGUGCAGUUUAGGAACUAUAAUAGACUGUGAAUAAAUAUGUACUUCAUUCUUUUAAAAUUUUAAAAUCAUAGGUGAAGUCGGACGGUCGAAUUAAAAAUGACUGACUUUGUCGCUUAUAUUAUUUAGACAAAAUAGAAAGAUUUAAAAAUUAAAUUGAGUAAUGGUUUCUAGCUUACCAAAUUAUAAGCCUGGUAAACUUAUUUUUCAUGAGUUUUUCAAAAUAUAUAUUGUGAGUACUAGUAUUCAUAUUGAAUACACUAAUUAAUUGUA
This is a messenger RNA of Mytilus californianus (California mussel), 1502 nucleotides long. RefSeq names its product acid-sensing ion channel 2-like. Gene Ontology annotation, biological process: sodium ion transmembrane transport. NCBI's taxonomy places the organism in Eukaryota, Metazoa, Mollusca, Bivalvia, Mytilida, Mytilidae. The transcript has 7 exons. The coding region runs from base 166 to 999 and encodes 277 amino acids. Gene Ontology annotation, cellular component: membrane. The record is from RefSeq and is a predicted model, not a curated record. Gene Ontology annotation, molecular function: ligand-gated sodium channel activity.